AUGCGCGAGAGCGCCGUGCGGCAGCGCGAGGCCGAGCUCCGAGAGGCGCUCGCAUCGCCGUCCGGUUACGGCGCAGGAACGCAUGGCGGAUGCGGCGAGCCACUCUGGGACGACAGCGUCACGGCGGCGGUCGAGGUUGAGCGCUGCCGAGCCGACUCACCGUACCUGUGGCAACUUGCUGAGCCGAGCCAGUACUCUGCGGCGCUCGAGCGCGUGCUGGCUCGACCGGGCGGGCCGGCGAUGCUGUGUGGUGCCGGCGGCGAGGAUGGCCUGUUCGGCGCCUUCACGGUGAGCGUGCCUGCGGCUGGCGGCAGUGGGCAGACCGUGACCGUGAGCCGCGACCUGCUCGACUCUGCGAACGAGCUCGCCUUCCUCGAGAGCCGGCUCGGCUGCUCCUCGUGGCCGCUCGGCACGGCGGUCGUCGACCUCGGCGCCGGGUACGGCCGGCUGGAGCACCGCGCGGCCGCUGCGCUGCCGCACCUCCGCCUCCUCGCCACCGACGCGGUGCCUCUCUCGCUCGCGCUCUGCGAGGCGUACCUCGCCGCCCGCGGCGUGCCUUGUUCCCGCGCCAAGGUCGAGAUGCCGCUCGCGGCGGUGCGCUGGUGGCUCGAGGCGCUGGCGGCGGCGCGAGUGCGGCAUCUCUUCGUCGCGACGAACACGGCCGCGCUCGAGCCGCCCACGGCCACGCUGCGGCUCGCCACCGACGCAGGGGAGGACCUGCUGGCCGCCCUCGAGGAGGCGGGCUUCCGCCUGGCUAGGGCUGAGCCAAAACAGCUGAGCGAGGGCGACCUGUCGACACUGCUCCUCCCCCUCGCGCAGGUGCGGCUGGUGGACGCGUGCUCCCCCGAGGACGUGCGCAUCAGCGGUGAGGGCGGCGGCGGCGGUGAUGGGAGCAGCGCGUGGCGCCCCUUCGCGGGGUGGGCCCUCGGCGCGGCGCAGCUCGAGCGGCUGUGUGACGCGUGGGAGGCGAUGGGCAUGCCCCGCCCCGCAGACGCAGAGCUGCGCACCUACCACGGGCGCGCACCUCUCGCGGGCGCGCCGGGAAAGUUGCAGCGUCGAGCGACCGGACACGACUACGUCCUCUUUUUGGAGGACGACGCGAGCGUCGCCGGCGCAAGCGGCGAGGUCCCGUCGGCGGCAGACAACCGGCGAGGCUGGGCGCGCGCUUGGGGCACGCUCCAGCGGCAAGCCUCUCUGCUGGCGGCGCGGGGCGUUGCGUGGGACUUGCUCUACCUCGGCCGGCACCGCCUCGCUUGCGACUCCGCCGCCGAGGGCGAGGCGCUCGUCAGCGCUGCGAUGCCCGUCGACGAGCUGCUGCCAGCCCUCUACGCACCCCACCCGCGCGCGGACGUCGCGGCGUGGGCGCGCGAGGCGUUGCGCGGGACCGAUCCGUUCGCCGCGUUCGCCGCUCGCGACGACCUGGUCCACCAGCUGGAGUCGCUCUCUGACGACGGAAAAGGCAACUGGCCAGGCCUUCCCUCGUGGGCGCAGCUCGCGCGGCGCGUGAGCCGCGGGCUGCGAGCGGCGGUCGACGAGCCGACGCUAUGGCGGGGCCUUGUUCGCGCGUCUGGCGCCUCGCCGCCGUGCCAGCCCGGCGUGGCUGCGCGAGCCUCGAUUGCUGCGCGGCACGCCUCCGGUGCGGUCCACCUCUUUGAGCCCUUCCCCGUCCCACUGUUCUGCGGGGUGCGCUCGCUCGAGCGUUGGGCGCUCGAGGGCCUCCUCGCCGCUUUUGCGCCGCACAGUUUCGCCGUCGCCGACCAGGGCGCCGCCUCGGCACCCCUCGUGCGCAUGUCGCUCCUCGAUUUUGCUGGCCAGCGCGGCGGGGAGGAGGCCAAUGGAGCGGAGGAGGGGCCAGGGAAGGGCCGGUGGGCAGAUGGAGAGCCGUUGGUGCUGUUCGAGCGCGAGCUUCCUUCCGAGCUGCUGGCCGACCGGGAGUGGCUCGUGGUGAGCCCUUCUCGCUCGGGCACGCGCUGGCACACCGACCCGUACGAGACGAGCUUGCUGCAUGGCCGCAAGCUGUGGUGCCUGCUCCCGCCGUCGGCGGCGCUGCCUCCAGGCGUGGCGAUCGGUGCCUCCUCCACCGCUGCGGCCGGCGCCUCGCUCGACGCGCCAGCGGCGUCGGAGUGGUUCCGCCAGCGCCUCGCGCCGCAGGACUCGCCGGGCGACACGUCCGGGACGCGUCAUGACGUCUCCCCGCUCUGGAUUGACCAGCGGCCGGGCGACGUCGUCUUUGUCCCGCGCGGCUGGUGGCACACGACACUCGCGCUAGACACGUGCGUCGCCUUCACGCAGAACAUGGUGCUGCCCGCCGACGCGCGCGCGACGCUGCAGGCGCUCGACGCGGAGAUGUUUCAGGCGCGCGCGGCGGGCGCGCUGCGGAGGGUGCUGUGGGAGAGGCACGAGGAUUGAGUAGAGACUCUGUGUGAAAUACGGUAUGUGCGUGUUAUAGGGGUAAGAUAGAGUGUAUAUCACUGUGGCAGUCGGGUGUCUCUCGGGGCUGUCGGCUCUCACAGGCUCAGCGUGACAGUCGUCAUGCACACAUGUGGGGUCAUGCGCGCGCGCAGUGACUCGCUCUAUCUGCACUCUUGUCCUUGUGCAA
Messenger RNA from Emiliania huxleyi CCMP1516, 2599 nucleotides. RefSeq lists its product as hypothetical. Lineage: Eukaryota; Haptophyta; Isochrysidales; Noelaerhabdaceae. Bases 1 to 2409 code for a protein of 802 amino acids. The transcript has 12 exons. The record is from RefSeq and is a predicted model, not a curated record.